This is a messenger RNA of Oryza brachyantha (malo sina), 1321 nucleotides long. RefSeq names its product oligoribonuclease-like. Lineage: Eukaryota; Viridiplantae; Streptophyta; Magnoliopsida; Poales; Poaceae. The transcript has 9 exons. The record is from RefSeq and is a predicted model, not a curated record. Gene Ontology annotation, cellular component: mitochondrion. Gene Ontology annotation, molecular function: 3'-5'-RNA exonuclease activity; nucleic acid binding. Bases 239 to 979 code for a protein of 246 amino acids.
CCAAAGCGAAAGUGCGAAACUGCCACAGAACUUCCCUCUCCCUCUCUCACACACCUCACAGGCGGCGCGGCGGGAGGGCGGCGCGCGUGCGGCGGCCGGGCGUCUGUGGGGCGACGGCCCGACGGUGCGCAGGGCGGCGGCGGGAGGGCAGCGGCCAGGCGGCUGCAGGGCGGCGGUCAGAUCCACGGGGUUUUGGGAGGUUCUUUGUCUGACUGCGUGGGGCGAUUCGGGGGAGAAGAUGAGUAAACUCGCUAAUAUGUUCGCUGUUCUUGAUCUGGAUGCUGAUGACGAUAGAGAGGAAGUAGAGGAACCAACAUCCAGCAGCAAGACAGAAGCUGCUGCGAACACAGAGACAGGUAAAAGCAGGCUGAACCGCACGAUGAUUGUAAACUAUGAUGGGGAAAACCUUGCUUCAUCAUCAAGUGAUUAUAAUAAGCCAUUAGUGUGGAUCGACUUGGAAAUGACUGGCUUGGAUAUCAGCAAGGAUCGCAUACUGGAGAUCGCAUGUAUCAUAACAGACGGUAAACUUACCAAACGAAUAGAGGGUCCUGACUUGGUUAUAAGACAGAGCAAGGAAUGUUUAAACGACAUGAAUGAAUGGUGCCAAAUUCAUCACACCGCCAGUGGGCUGAAGGAAAAAGUACUGCAGAGUGACAUUUCUGAGAAUGACGCAGAGAAACAGGUGCUAAAUUUUAUUAGGAAGUAUAUAGGCUCGGCGACUCCUCUGAUAGCUGGGAAUUCUGUCUAUAUGGAUUUACUAUUUUUGAAGAAGUAUAUGCCACAUCUUGCAGCAAUAUUUUCUCAUGUGAUAGUUGAUGUAAGCAGUAUAUCAGCUUUGUGCAACCGCUGGUUCCCAAAAGAAAGAAAGCAAGUUCCAAGGAAGGAGAAAAACCACAGGGCGAUGGAUGACAUUAGAGAAAGUAUUAAGGAGCUACAAUACUACAAGGAAAACAUAUUCAAAUCGCGGCAAUCAAAGUAGCAGCUAUGUUGGUAGAGUAGACGUGGGCAUCCUCAAUUCACCAUAUGCCCACGGUUAGUGCAUUUGCUGGAAACAAGUCAGAUCAUGUGUUUGUGAUGUCAUCCUUACAAAAGAAUUAUCAUUGUGAUGUCAUCCUUACCGAAAAAAACAUCUUUUGAUUGUUGGAUACUUCUGGCCAACUGAUAAUUUAUGAUGAAUCUUAUGUAUAAUUACUGGCAACCGAUGAUAAUUUAUGAUGAAUCUUGUGUAUAAUUAGUGGCAACCGAUGUACCUGGUUUAAAAACGGAGGACGUGUCAAAACCGAGUACAAAGCCUAAAUGUUGACGUGAUGACUGUCUAUAA